AUGGGGAAGCCGGCGAGGAAGGGGCGCGACUGCAGGCGCUUCCUGAGGAGCAACUGGCUGCUGCUGUGCACCGUGGCCGCGGUGGUGCUCGGGAUUGCCAUCGGAGUCUUGGUUCGAGAAUACAGCAAGCUGUCUAGUCUGGAGAAAUUCUACUUUGCUUUUCCUGGGGAAAUUCUAAUGAGGAUGCUGAAGCUCGUCAUUCUGCCAUUAAUUAUAUCCAGCAUGAUUACAGGUGUUGCCGCCCUGGAUUCCAGCGUAUCUGGGAAAAUUGGUCUACGCGCUGUUGUCUAUUAUUUCUGUACCACGAUAAUUGCUGUGAUUCUAGGCAUCGUGCUGGUGGUGAGCAUCAAGCCUGGCGUGACCCAGAAAGUGGAUGAGAUUGACAGGACAGGAAGCAGCCCUGAAGUCAGUACGGUGGACGCCAUGUUGGAUCUGAUCCGGAAUAUGUUCCCAGAGAACCUUGUCCACGCCUGUUUCCAGCAGUAUAAAACCAAGCGUGAAGAAGUGAGUACCCCCAGUGAGCCCGCGAUGAACGUGACGCAGCCAUCUGUCACAGCCAUCAUGACAGCUGCCAUUUCCAAGAACAAAACGAAGGAAUACAAAAUCGUCGGCACGUAUUCGGAAGGCAUCAAUGUCCUGGGCUUGAUUGUCUUCUGCCUCGUCUUCGGACUUGUCAUUGGGAAAAUGGGCGAAAAAGGACAGAUUCUGGUGGAUUUCUUCAAUGCUCUGAGCGAUGCAACCAUGAAAAUCGUCCAAAUCAUUAUGUGUUACAUGCCGCUUGGCAUCUUGUUCCUGAUUGCCGGCAAGAUCAUAGAAGUGGAAGACUGGGAGAUAUUCCGCAAGCUGGGCCUUUACAUGGCCACCGUCCUGAGCGGGCUGGCGAUCCACUCCAUUGUCAUUCUCCCGCUGAUUUAUUUCAUAGUCGUACGGAAGAACCCUUUCCGGUUCGCCAUGGGAAUGGCCCAGGCUCUUCUGACGGCUCUCAUGAUCUCUUCCAGUUCGGCCACACUGCCUGUCACUUUCCGCUGUGCCGAAGAGAAGAACCGGGUGGACAAGAGGAUCACGAGGUUUGUGCUGCCCGUCGGUGCCACCAUCAACAUGGAAGGGACUGCGCUCUACGAGGCAGUGGCGGCCGUGUUUAUCGCACAGUUGAAUGACCUGGACUUGGGCAUUGGGCAGAUCAUCACUAUCAGCAUCACGGCCACGGCGGCCAGCAUUGGAGCCGCGGGGGUGCCGCAGGCCGGCCUGGUGACCAUGGUGAUCGUGCUGAGUGCCGUGGGCCUGCCCGCCGAGGAUGUCACCCUGAUCAUCGCCGUCGACUGGCUCCUGGAUCGGUUCAGGACCAUGGUGAACGUCCUGGGUGAUGCGUUCGGGACAGGCAUUGUGGAGAAGCUCUCCAAGAAGGAACUGGAGCAGAUGGAUGUUUCAUCUGAAGUCAACAUUGUGAACCCCUUCGCCUUGGAGUCCACAGUCCUGGAUAACGAAGACCCAGACACCAAGAAGUCCUACGUCAACGGAGGCUUUGCGGUAGACAAGUCCGACACCAUCUCAUUCACCCAGACCUCCCAGUUCUAGGACCCCUGGCAUCGUGGGACCUUGAACGCUGAAGGACCGCGUCCUCAGAGGCCUCUCUUAGCAAAUCCAAGCACUAAAUAAGGAAAAGAAACACACUAAUGGCUGAUUGUGCAUUUGAUUUGAUAUAUAGACCUCCAGAUUAUUUUCUAUAUUGGACUCACAGCUUUUGCUCUCCGGGUUCUGGGAUUUUGGAGGUGGGUAACGGGAAAGAAAACAGAUUAAAAGGAAAGCUGCAUUGUCUACAACGUAAUAUGAGAAACAAAGUUUGGAAGUAUGUAGAGUAAUAACUGUUAGAUUAGGUCAUGAAUGUGGAAGAAAACUUGCUUUCUCAUACACAAUCCAGUGUUUUGGGUUUUUUAAAAAAAAGACUCAUUAAUUACAAAUUUUUACUCGAGCUUUCUAUUGGCAUGGAUUUCCUUUGACUUCUCACAUUUUUAUAGAUUAUAAUGCCUAUAAAUACUACCACCGCUGCACCCCCCAUUUAAUGUGCCAAAUUGUCCAUUUUUAACUCAUCUCCUGCCAAUUUCAAAGAAACUGCUUUGAAAGAAAACAGACCAGCACAGUUCCGCAAUAACAGUUUCCAGAUGGGUGAGGGGUCUUGUAGGAAGCGAGAAGGGUCCUUUUUUCAAGGUACUGUAUUUGAACACUGAACUAUAACCCCAGUGCUGAGUAUAGAGCUAGAUAUAUAUAUAUGUAUAUAUUUAUUAUUUUCAUAUAAGUUGCCAGACAGAGAUCAGAAUCAAACUGUCAAUGUGAAAUAAAGAGCUCUCCUUGUACUUGAAUAAUAACUGCGAUUCCAAUCCACAUCUGCUUUGGGGCUUAUCGGAACUCCUCUCUCAGAAGCAUGAGAAUGAAAAAUCAUCUUGUCCGUUCCACGUCUGCGUAUCAGCCUCAAAGCAGACAUGUAUUAUGGGGAUACUCUGGUGCCCAUUCAUCUUCAGCUCCCAGGCUUCACGGCCGGGAGGGAAUCCGUAUCAACUCUGUACGAGAUUGUAUCCAAACGUGUCACUCACGUAAGGCUGGAUGUGUUUUUAAUCCAACUGGAAGGCUUCGUUCUUCCAAGGUCAAUUAUACCCACUCAAAAAAUGACGGUACUUUGCCAUUUCGUACCCAUCAGGACCCAAACCACAGUGGCAAACUGCCAGCCACGUUGUACUUUUAAUAUGGGUUUGAUGGAUCUAACAAGUCACAUUGGCCAGAAGAGCACAGUCCCUACCCUGGAUUCUCGCAGAGUAAGUCCAUGAGUUGGUACACACAACACGAGACAUUGGUAUUCGUGGUUCAGGGAGGUUCUUCCAUUGUGUGAAACUUGUCUCCUCCUGCAGGGAGGACUGUCCUAACUAGCAAUCUAGUCACCUCGGCCCUGCUUAUUAAACUCUAUGUCCUGUCAUUCUUCUUCUGAUGUAUGAAGAUGGCCUCUUAAAAAGUCUACGCUUCGCCUCUCAUCUUGUAAAUAACGCUUAACAGAAAAAAACUUGUAUUUACACUGAGAUCCCAAAUAAUCCUGUUUCUGCAGAAUUGAGUAGUCAGUUUAAGCCUGUGCUUUUCUGUUGAAGAAACCAGAAAAUGUGCCAAAGAUCGUGGACAAGUAAAUAAAUGCUCGAUGUUGACCGCCUGUCCCCGAAACAUACAAGAGAAUGAACCUGGGCUGUCAUGUAAACAUCACAAAUAGGGACUGGUGAUUCCAUGUGUGUUUUAAGUUGCAAAUACUGUGGUGUUCACUGGAGGUAAACCUAACUAUCAACGCAACUAUAUUCAUAAUUUAUCUCGGGUCUGAAAGGUCCUACCCCUCCCCCCCCACCCCCACCCCUGGCUCUGAUUGGAGGCGCUGGAGUUGGCAGAGCUGUUGGCGAACUGCAGGUCAUCCUAAUUUUGGAGUGAGUUUGUAACCAGCCUCUUAACACACUGUGCUGUUAACUCAUAAAAAAACAAUGUUCCAUUUCAGUCUCAAUAAAUACUUCCAUCAUUCUUUCUUC
Molecule: messenger RNA, 3551 nt
Organism: Hyaena hyaena (striped hyena)
Lineage: Eukaryota; Metazoa; Chordata; Mammalia; Carnivora; Hyaenidae
Gene: SLC1A1
Product: solute carrier family 1 member 1
Exons: 12
Coding region: 1-1575 (524 amino acids)
Biological process (GO): L-glutamate transmembrane transport
Cellular component (GO): plasma membrane
Molecular function (GO): L-glutamate transmembrane transporter activity; L-cysteine transmembrane transporter activity; glutamate:sodium symporter activity
Source: RefSeq, a predicted model, not a curated record